UUAGCGGUUAAUGAAUGACAUGUGGAUUCGAUUUUUUGUUGCGACGAUCUUCGUUGCGUGUAGAUUUCUAGUCAGGACUCAAGAGGUAUGCACAACACCAGAAAAUCAUGUUGGAGUUUGCAUACUCUUGCAAAAGUGCCCAUCAAUUUUUGCGUCUUCUUCGGAUUUUGAGACACCUUUAACGCUGGAAAGAUUGGACUUUCUUAUCGAAUCUCAAUGUGGCUUCGAUGGUAUUAAUCCUAAAGUUUGCUGUUCCGUUGAAGAAUUACAAUCCUUGUAAUUGUUGAACUAACGAUUCUAUUGAUUAAAUUAAAUCGAUGAAAAAGCGUUUUCGUUCUCACACUAUUUUUCAAAUAGAAACGUGUUUACUAAAUGACUGGAAAUCACAUCGUUUAUUUCCCUUUGUUUGCGACAUUUCCAGAAAGUGAUUGCCUAAUAAUCUAUCAAUGGACUGUAACAAAAAACCAGCAAAAACAAAAAGCUUUCCGUCCAUGUGUCCAAGUUCCAUAUCCCUGCAGAUCGGAAAUUCACCAUCACAACAAACAUCCAUAUAUCACGUUAGAAUUUUUUGCUGGAACUUCGACCGGCGUCUAACAUUAAUGGAAAAGACAUUGGUCAUAAAGCCAAUAGUAUAGGCGAUUGUUAUCCAAUUUUUGUAUAUGUACAUUGUAAAAUUAUAAACAUACACAAAUAAAG
Messenger RNA from Phyllotreta striolata, 696 nucleotides. The record is from the annotation of a GenBank genome assembly. Lineage: Eukaryota; Metazoa; Arthropoda; Insecta; Coleoptera; Chrysomelidae.